GCGUGGCCCUUUCGCUGACAAGAUGGCGGCGGUGGAGGCUGCUCCGGCUCUUCAGGGCGCUGCGACGCCUUCGCCCGCGGCUCCGGCGGCCGCUUCCCCGACCCCUUUGCCGGCGGCAGUGGCUGCCCCUCCGCCUGCAGCGCCUCCCACCCCAGCCCCCGCUCCCCCGGCCCCGCUGGCUGCGCCCUUCCCCGGCGGGCGGGCGGUCCGGCUUCACCCGGUGGUGUUGGCCUCCAUUGUGGACAGCUACGAGCGGCGCAACGAGGGCGCCGGGCGGGUCAUCGGCACCCUCCUCGGCACAAUUGACAAACAUUCAGUGGAUGUCACCAACUGUUUCUCCGUCCCUCACAAUGAGUCAGAAGAUGAAGUGGCAGUUGACAUGGAAUUUGCCAAGAAUAUGUAUGAGCUGCAUAAGAAAGUGUCUCCAAGUGAAAUUAUUUUGGGAUGGUAUGCAACAGGACAUGACAUCACAGAACACUCUGUCCUGAUUCAUGAAUAUUACAGUCGGGAAGCACACAAUCCAAUUCAUCUCACUGUGGAUACUAGUCUACAAAAUGGGCGUAUGAGUAUUAAGGCAUAUGUCAGUACUGCAAUGGGAGUCCCUGGUAAAACUAUGGGAGUAAUGUUCACUCCCCUCACAGUGAAGUAUGCCUACUACGACACAGAGCGAAUAGGUGUGGAUCUCAUUAUGAAAACUUGCUUUAGCCCAAAUCGAGUGAUUAGUUUGUCCAGUGACCUUCAGCAAGUGGCCACAGCUUCAGUGCGGAUCCAAGAUACUCUGAAUACAGUGCUGCAAUAUGCAGAAGAUGUAUUGUCUGGUAAAGUGGCUGCAGACAACACCGUUGGUCGUUUUCUGAUGGACCUCAUUAACCAAGUUCCAACAAUUUCUCCGGAAGACUUUGAGACAAUGUUGAACAGCAAUAUCAAUGAUCUGCUGAUGGUGACUUACUUGGCAAACCUCACCCAGUCACAGAUUGCACUCAAUGAAAAAAUUCUAAACCUGUGAUAGAUCUACUGACAGAACAUGGAGAAAAUUGGAAUUUGUGCCCAUGGCAUCAAGUUAUGUAGUUGGACUAUAAUUCUGAAAUGACUAUUAGCCUAACUUCCAUCCUUGCCCUAUCUAUUCCCUCCUCCUCACAAGAAAAAUAAAACCUCAAAAUUAAA
This is a messenger RNA of Anolis sagrei ordinatus, 1164 nucleotides long. RefSeq names its product eukaryotic translation initiation factor 3 subunit F (gene EIF3F). Gene Ontology annotation, molecular function: translation initiation factor activity; metallopeptidase activity; translation initiation factor binding. Gene Ontology annotation, cellular component: eukaryotic translation initiation factor 3 complex, eIF3m. Gene Ontology annotation, biological process: translational initiation. The record is from RefSeq and is a predicted model, not a curated record. NCBI's taxonomy places the organism in Eukaryota, Metazoa, Chordata, Lepidosauria, Squamata, Anolidae.